Messenger RNA from Sinocyclocheilus anshuiensis, 2252 nucleotides. Its product is annotated as interleukin-2 receptor subunit beta-like. The coding region runs from base 325 to 1860 and encodes 511 amino acids. NCBI's taxonomy places the organism in Eukaryota, Metazoa, Chordata, Actinopteri, Cypriniformes, Cyprinidae. The record is from RefSeq and is a predicted model, not a curated record. Gene Ontology annotation, molecular function: cytokine receptor activity; protein binding. Gene Ontology annotation, cellular component: external side of plasma membrane. The transcript has 12 exons. Gene Ontology annotation, biological process: immunoglobulin mediated immune response; cytokine-mediated signaling pathway.
GUUGAGAGAAGUUUCUGAACAUAUUUUGUUGAUUUAAUAGGCCAUUUAAAACGAAAUGUCGAAACGAAAGAGAUUUUGAGCAUUCAUCAGGUUACUGGCGCAGAAACCCAAUCCUUUCCUUUUUAACUACUGAAGCUGGUUUUAUUGAGAUUUUGGAGACUGAAAACACACAUCUGGAGUCUGAAGGGCUGCGCUCUUUUAACCCUGCAGUGUGUGUGAUCUCGCUCACAGAUGGGAACAUGAGCAAGUGACAUCGCGACGCUCAGCGCUGGGACGUCUCCGCUCCACACAUUUCCAAAUGCAUGCUGGGACGAAAACGCCAUCAUGCAGACUCUGGCUAUUAUGAUGAUGAUGAUGAUGAUGAUGAUGAUGCCAUCAUAUUCAGCUCUUGCAGAUCAAAGUUUAAAGUGUCAAAAUGAUUUCCACAACACCUUCACAUGUGUUUGGGACACCUCAGAACUGGACGUAAUCCCUCCGGUCCGACCCGAGACCAAAUGCUGGAUUAAUGUAUCAGUUGAGAAGAUAUGGCAGGAUACAAAGAAGGUGGAUUUGAUCGCAGACCCGAUGCAGCCGCACAUACGCUCUGCCACCGUGGUCUUUGAAAGCAAGAGAGGUAAAAUGUCAUUAACGGCAGAAUUACAUGAAGAAGUCCGGUGUGAAAACUACACAAAUCCUGUGGCUGAAAUAGCAAAACAUAUGGGAAGCGAUAGUGACGUGAAAGUGGCUCCUGCUCAGACAUUGGAAGUUCAUGGGAUGAAUGUUUCUUGGAGUUUCGAUUCUUUAAAAACCUACUUGCAGCCUGAGUUUGGGGUCCAGUACAGAUCUGCUGCUCAGAGCUGGAAGGAUGUGGAGGACCUUAUCGGAACAACUACAGAAACUCAUUUGAAGCUGCAAGAGGACCGUUUGAUCUUAAAUCAGCAGUACGUGGUCAGGGUGAGAGUCAAGUAUCAAGAGAGUAAACUGCCCAAUGCUGAGUGGAGCGACUGGAGUAAAGAGUACAGCUGGACAUCUGCGGUGGGUCAGACGCCCCACACACCAGAGAUUCUCCCUCUGGAUUCCUUGGUGGCAGGAAUCACGCUGACGGGAAUCACUCUGGCCAUCAUAUUAAUCUUCACCAUUCUCAUCAAGUGCAAGAGAAUCAAAAGGAAUGUGGCUUGUUUCAGGGUCCAGAAGAACAGUUCCACGUUUAUUCCUGAUCCCUCCAAAUUCUUCGGUGAUCUGAACUCGAGCCACGGAGGGAAUUUCACGUCUUGGCUGGGGUCGGUUUUAGCGCACGAGGGCUUCAUCAGAGCGGACGCCGAGUUCAUCAGUCCGGUCGAGGUCCUGAAGCUGCAGGACGCCUGCGAUUCCCCAAGCACACGCAGAAACAGUGGCAGUCUGCAGGGGGACACAUGGGACAGCACCGUCAAAUCCUCCAACUUCUCAAACUCCACCUACUUCAUGUCCCAGAGUUCCAAGGGGCCAAGCGAUGCUCUGGAGCCCUGCUCAGCGCACUCCUCCUACGGGCCAGCAGGGGGCGGCAGCGGCUCCGAGACGCUUCCUCAGCGCAGCGCCGACGGCACUCGCGCUGCUGGAGAGCUGGAAUUCUCUCUGAAGACACUGGAGAAGCUGCGCCAGGACAUGCAGAGUCCAGAUUCGGGUUUCGCAGGCGGAGCCGAGGACAGCAUGGAGGAGACGGAGCUGCCCAGUCCUCUGGGCUUAAACCUGCCCCAGGAUCUGCCUGCGCCGGAGCCCUGCAGACACCCGCUCCUGGGCCUUCAGCGCACGAUUCCUGGAUUAGACCUGGACCUCCAGAGCUCCUGUGGGCUGAUUGAGCCCUCUAGUGACGAUUACAUGCCAGUGAAAAAUGUGCAGAGUUAGUGUUGAAGGCCAGAACGUUCACUCAGCAGUGGAUAUGACCUUAUCAGAGCGAAGCAAGCUUUGGGCUACACAGAAAUUGACAAGCUCAGUCUGUAACUGCAGUGAAAAUGAGAAAGCUUGAGAGCGAGUUUUUGCGUGUGAACGGAAGCGCUGUCUGUCAAAACAUGAGCGUUCGUUCUGCUCACCCUCAUGACUUCCACAAACAGAGAUGAUUCUGCUGGAGUGUCUGAGUCCAUUCAGUGACCCACAGCUGCACAGAAAGAGUUUCGCUGUUUCAGUUCCACACACGAAUGACUUCGAAAGACUAGAUUCAGAUGGACAACUGUUAUGAUACCUAUUCGUGACCCUGGAGCACAAAACCAGUCAUAAGGGUCAAUUUUUCAAAAUUGAGA